This is a messenger RNA of Eimeria tenella, 330 nucleotides long. RefSeq lists its product as uncharacterized. Bases 1 to 330 code for a protein of 109 amino acids. Lineage: Eukaryota; Apicomplexa; Conoidasida; Eucoccidiorida; Eimeriidae. The transcript has 7 exons. The record is from RefSeq and is a predicted model, not a curated record.
AUGUGCUCAGGAUUCGGCAAGAUGCGUAUGUUCGAUAGCAAACAUGCAGCAGGAGCGCCAGACAGAGAGUGCGCAAACUACGCAUGCACGAAUUGCGUUGAAGACUGUCAAGAGCACAAGAAAAGGAUAGGUGGUUCGAUAGCAAACAUGCAGCAGGAGUGCCAGACAGAGAGUGCGCAAACUGGGCUCUUCGUGUGCGUGGAUUUUCGCGCAUUGUCUAGGGAUCGUCGGCUUCUGAGAAGCGAGAGCUUCUGGUGUUCGAUAGCAAACAUGCAGCAGGAGCGCCAGACAGGUGUGGAUGCGGAUGAAGACGUUUGUCUGUUGGGAUGA